CGUCGGAUGCACUCCUACUACUCGGUCAAUAGGCCUUUAAGUAGCGCAGUGCAUUACUGAAAAGACUAAUACUUGCUCUGCUCUGCAUCUUAUAGAUACUUAUAGAAAGAUUUUUAUGCCAAUAAAGUCCAACCACACCUUUUCCAAACUUAUAAAGCUAUUCAACACAUUGAAUAUUCUGAGGAAUGCUGCCAAUAACCACUCCAAACUGGAGUAAUACUAAAGCCAGUCAUUUGAGGUACUAAUUAUUUGUGUGUGUGUGUGUGUGUGUGUGUGUGUGUGUGUGUGUGUGUGUGUGUGUGUGUGUGUGUGUGUGUGUGUGUUUAUAUAUAUUGGGGCACAUUUUUGGUCUGGGUUAGAUGCGUGGCCCAUGGUCCUGCAGGGAUUCCAGGAUCAAGGUCUUGAAUUGUCUGAUUGUUUUCUAUGAACUCUGUCACUAUCCAGAGUCAAAUGAAAUAAUUGGUGUGGACCGAAUAACUUGCUCAACCAAAAUGCAUGUAGUGGAUUGUACGUUGCAUAACCGCUGUUUCAUCUUCACCUUGUAGUGUAAUUACGGUUUCCUACCCCGUUUUUCAUUUGAUGAACCCUAAAUAACUGAACGGCAAAGUAAUGCAAUAGGCUGCUGCAUAAUUUUAAAAACAUAACCAGGAAUGAUUCACACAUCUGUUUAUUAAUCACGAUUUUAUGUGCAGCGAACUCGGAUAAGGACUUACGAGUGGAAAUGCAUCACAAACAAAUAAUAGGUCAUGAUCUUCUUAAAAAGCAUAAAAAGACGAAUCAUUUGCUGUGAUUUGUGCAACUUUUUUAUAAAUACUGAAGCGCUGACUGAGCUCACGGGGCUGCUUUUUAACGGGCUUAUGCUUUAUAUGGGCUAUAUUCUCUGUGAUUGCUAACCACUAUCCUCCUUUAUUUUGUGUUGUGUGCAAGAUCAGUAUUCAUAAUUUGCAAUUCAUUGAUCAACACAUUUACAUUGCUAGCAAUCCAGUAGUACUAACUCGUGAGAGUAUAAUUAUUGCAAUGAUAAUAUUAAUUGUAAUAAUCUUACCUGUAAAACGCCAUAACACUAUGAAAAGCAUGCCAUUGAGUGGACUCUGCAGUUUGUGCUAUGCCUUUUUAAGGAGCUGUAGCUGUUUAGCUAGCCUACCAGCAGCCCAUAAACAUAAACAUGCACAGCACAUAUCUUUCUAAUUGUCAUAAGCCAACAAACACGAAUCUGUUACUGGUUUUCUUAGUGCUCCCGUGGUGUUUGGAAAUUAUUCGUUUGAACCUCCUCGAUCUUACCUAAAGCCAACCACUCCUACACAUCCAACUCUUCCAAAUUGAUAUAUGACAAUAUCUACUUUCGAUCACGUGUCUGCGGGGCGACUUAGACGGAUUGCGCGUCAUCUCGCCUUCCCAAAUUUUUCCCUUCUGCUGCAGCUCCUAUCCAAAACAUCUAUCUAUAGUACGGAGCACGAGAGAGAGAGAAAGAUGUUUAACUCGGUGAAUCUGGGCAACUUCUGCUCCCAGACGCGCAAAGACCGGACAUCCGAGUUUGGGGACAGGACGGGCUGUGCGUCCAAUAUCUACCUCCCCAGCUGCACCUACUACGUCCCCGAGUUUUCUGCCGUCUCCUCGUUUCUUCCACAGGCCCCGUCCAGACAAAUCAGCUACCCCUAUUCCACAAAUCUGUCUCAAGUGCAGCCGGUACGGGAAGUUUCUUACGGCUUGGACCCUGCUAGUAAAUGGCACCACAGAAGCAACUAUGCGUCGUGCUACUCGGGAGAGGAUCUGGUGCAUAGAGACUGUCUUCCACCAUCCACCAUGACAGAAAUGCUUAUGAAGAACGAGAGCGUGUACAGCCACCACCAUCACCAUCACACCCACCCGGGCUCCAAUCACCCUUCCACAGGUUUUUAUUCCGGCGUGGGGAAAAACAAUGUCCUCCCGCAAGGUUUCGAUCGCUUUUUUGAGACGGCGUACUGCAGCAGCACGGACAAUCAGUCAGACAAUUGUUUACAAAAGAGCGAAGGGGGAAAACUGGAAAGCGACUCCCAACAGCAGCAGCAACAGCAGCAGCAGCCCACAGCGUCUGUACCCGGAGCCGCGGAGCAGGAAAAAGACCCAGAAGAUGAGGAGGAACACACAAAUUCAGGCUCAUGUACGUCUUCCUCUGCAACAACCAAGGACGGCAACACCAGCAAGAGCAGCCACUCGAGCGCUCCUCGAACAAGGAAGAAGCGGUGUCCAUAUUCCAAGUUUCAGAUUCGAGAGCUGGAGCGGGAAUUCUUCUUUAACGUUUACAUCAACAAAGAGAAAAGGCUUCAACUUUCCCGAAUGUUAAACCUCACCGAUCGCCAGGUUAAAAUUUGGUUUCAGAAUAGAAGAAUGAAAGAGAAGAAGCUGAGCAGAGAUCGCCUCCAGUACUUCUCUGGAAAUCCCCUAUUGUGAGCAGGAGCAGAGUGUCACAGUCUUGGACGGUGGCAUUUAGGCCCCCUCUUAUCUCACUGAGUUGUCACUGUGGGCAUACCCAUUUUCUAAGGCAGCCCACAUCACCAACAGUGCAAUGCUAAAGUGGACAGUGGCAGAAAUAGGCCUGCAUGGGAUAAAAAUCGCCAUUUUCUUAUAGCCCUACGGGCGGCGUUGAAUUCCUAGCUGGUCCCCAGAAAAAGGCCUACACUAUUAGAAUAAUCAUUUAUAUGCUGUUCUUGAAUAUGUCCCUCUAUUUAUCAUGAUUCUUCAUUGUGUUUAUUCUAUUGUUGACAUAUUUGUUAAAAACAAUAUGAAAUAUAACAAGCAUUUUGAAUCCUUUAUUGCGCAGACAACUUUUAGCUCUUUCCCCAGCUCUGGUCUUUGUAUAUAGCUUAUCCUCAUCUAAUUAUUUCUCUAACGGAGUACGAACAAAUUAUAGGAAAUCUUUAAUUAAGGUGCAUAUUUCGCCAUUGAGAACUGUGACGUCCAAUCUGUGAAAAAAAGUAUAUCCCCCUGUACAGAGUAGCCUAUGCAAUGUGCUAUCAUGACUGUAAAUAACCGUAUGUUGAAUUUCCUUUCUGCUAUCCCUGCUGCUAUUUUUUCAGUACAGUGCCCAUUCAACUCUAACAGCUUUAACGCCAACACUUGUUAAAUUAUUUGCUUAAAACGUUGCUGCUUUCGAUUCCAGAGAGGAGGAGCAGAUUGUCGGCCUGUGUAUCAUUAACAUAAUACCUAUGAAAUAAACAGAAAACCUAUAGGCAAA
Messenger RNA from Oreochromis aureus, 3214 nucleotides. It is a transcript of the gene hoxc11a, whose product is annotated as homeobox C11a. Gene Ontology annotation, cellular component: nucleus. Gene Ontology annotation, biological process: regulation of transcription by RNA polymerase II; anatomical structure development. Gene Ontology annotation, molecular function: RNA polymerase II cis-regulatory region sequence-specific DNA binding; DNA-binding transcription factor activity, RNA polymerase II-specific. The transcript has 2 exons. Bases 1327 to 2430 code for a protein of 367 amino acids. The record is from RefSeq and is a predicted model, not a curated record. NCBI's taxonomy places the organism in Eukaryota, Metazoa, Chordata, Actinopteri, Cichliformes, Cichlidae.